CGUGUGUGUGAUAUAUUUGUCUGUUUCUCAGAGAGAGGACCACCGGCUCCAUUUACCGUCGGCAUGUUCUGCACCAGCCGCUGCCUCCGCACCGCGCUGCGAGUCGCAGCCAGCACGCAUCGGCAACAGCUUCAACGGCAGACACCAGCCUUAUGUGCUCUCAGACUUCUGAAAACCAGUCCAGCCUCGUCUUCAGAUGCCAUCGCCACCCCUCCUCUAGAUGGAGCCCCCAAACAGUAUUCCCCCAAAAUCCAGCAGCUUGUCAGUGACAUAGCCAGCCUCACCUUGUUAGAGGUGUCCGAUCUCAACGAACUCCUCAAGAAAACUCUGAACAUUGAGAGUGUCGGAAUGAUGCCGAUGGGGGCGAUGGCGACAUUAGCUGCUCCUGCAGCUCAGGCUGCAGAGGAGGAGGUGGCACCAGCAAAGAAGGAGAAGACUCACUUUACAGUAAAAUUGACAGAAUUGAAAGCUGCUGAAAAAGUAAAGCUUAUAAAGGAAGUGAAAAACUGCAUCCAGGGCUUGAAUCUGGUGCAGGCUAAGAAACUAGUGGAGUCUCUUCCACAGGAAAUCCGGGCCAACGUAUCCAAAGAAGAGGCAGAGAAAUUAAAAGCAGCCCUGGAGGCAGCAGGUGGCACCGUGGAGUUGGAGUAGAUCUCGUCUGCCCUUAUGCCCACUGUUCGCCAUCAUUUUACUACUCAUGCACUUCAUCCUUGAGUUUAUUUCUUUUUAUUUGUUUUCUUUCCUCCCUUUUUUUUUUUUUUUUGUACGACAAAGACGUGGAUCGUAAGAGAAAUGGAAACAAAUGCCUUCUGACAUUAACGCCGUCCCCUUACAACGUCAGGUCGGGACGGCACAGCUGAGACUGAACUCUCCAGCACGCAGCCUUCGCAGAUGUGCCGCCGCACUGUUUGGUGGUUCGCUUGUCUGAUACACGUGUCACAAACAAGCUAAGGAGAUUGGUUGGAUGCAGAGUAACGCCUUUUUCAGACAUGUAAUGAAUAACAUUGCAGUAAUGGCAUUGUGUCAAUCGGCGGUCAUUGAUCACAUUAAUGUUCCUCUGGUUUCUAUCUGACCUUCCUGCGACAGACUGAGAGAACUUCUCUCUCUGUCAUUGUUACAAAGAGCUGCAUGUGCUGCGUGGUGUUGCAGAGAGAGCUGUACCCUACCCCCCCACAUGCAUGCUCUAAAAAGCUUUCUUCUGAAUUAGGAAGAAUGCUUGAAUCAUAUUCCAAAUUAGAAACGAUGUAAACGUUUCUUCUUUUAAUUGCAUUCUCCUGUGAGCUGAGUAACUCGCCAAAGAUGCAUGCAUAGUUGCUACGGUUGAAAUUUAUUGCGUCCAGAGGCGUGAUCAGGGUGCUGAUGGACACGAAACCAUCACCACACCAAGAUGCUGUCAGAUCAAUGGGAAGGAGCGCAUGUCUGAAAGAGGCUGAAAUUACUUUGUAAUUCUUUGUGUUUAAUCUUCUCACAAGGUUAAAUCUUGUGGUUUCCAGGUUGAUACAGAUGACUGAUGUUGAGGAGCACCAGAUACUGUGUGUAGUUCAGAGAAUGGCAGGGUUGAGUCCAGAUAAAUCUCAUUGAAAUGUUAAUAAUGUGAUUAAAGUUGAAAUAAUUAU
Maylandia zebra (zebra mbuna) is the source of this 1616-nucleotide messenger RNA. The record is from RefSeq and is a predicted model, not a curated record. Lineage: Eukaryota; Metazoa; Chordata; Actinopteri; Cichliformes; Cichlidae.